Messenger RNA from Pelodiscus sinensis (Chinese soft-shelled turtle), 4111 nucleotides. RefSeq names its product glucosaminyl (N-acetyl) transferase 4 (gene GCNT4). Gene Ontology annotation, cellular component: membrane. Gene Ontology annotation, molecular function: acetylglucosaminyltransferase activity. The record is from RefSeq and is a predicted model, not a curated record. Lineage: Eukaryota; Metazoa; Chordata; Testudines; Trionychidae.
CCUUGCCGGGGAACCAGCUGGCGCAGGAUUAUCAUCGGUGACGGUAAAAAAAGAAAAGAGUAGUUCUGUAGUGCCUUGGAGACUAACCUUGUAUAUAGUAUCAUGAGCUUUCCCUGGGCAAAACCGGCUUCCUCCGAUGAGUGACCAUGUUAAAUAUAAUCGUUCAGUGGAAGCUGCUGAGAUGCUUAUUGCUAAGGACGGUGGGGUAGUCAUUGGUACCCACUGUGUCCUAGAGUAGUGGUUCUCAACCAGGGUAUGCAGAGAUCUUCCCAGGAUGCUUCAACUCAUUUGGCUAUUUGCCUAGUUUUACAACAGGAGACAUAAAAAGGACCAGCAAACUCUGUUCAAACUAAAAUUUCAUACAGUGACUUAUUUUAUACUGCUCUACAUACCAGGCACUGAAAUGCAGGAAUGUCCCUCCUUGUCCUCUCACAUACAUGGCUGCAUGCUCGAUUGAAGCAUACUUAAAGAGAAUACUAAAGUUUGGAACACUGUUUGUGGGUACUAGGAGGAUUGAAGAAAAGAACUAUUGUUGUACAUCCAUUCAGUCAUGAUGUCUUUCAAGCAAAGCUUCCUAGAACACUUUCCCAAGGAAAGAAGAUAAAGCAAAGUCCAAAAGAAUGAAGAGACGUAAGUGUUCUUACAAGUAUCCCAUGAGGUGGAAGAUCCUGAUCCUGUUUUUAACAGUGUGGCUGCUUUCACUUUUGAAACUUCUUAAUGUUGAAAGACUCCUAUUCCCUCACAAAGGUAUUUAUUUAGUAGAGCAUUUUUUAAGCACCUCUUCUUAUGUUAGAAACAAGUACUCCCAUCUUAGAAAUGACUUCCAGUAUGAAAUCAAUUGUUCAUAUAUAUAUGAACAAGAACCUGGUGAAAUUGGCAAGAGUUUAGAGAUAAGAAGAAAAGAAAUUAUUGAUUUAGAUGAUGAAGACGUUAUAGCUCUGACCAGCGAUUGUCAGGUGUAUCGUACUCUUAGAGGAUACCACCUAAAACUGGUUUCACCAGAGGAGGAAAAUUUCCCAUUAGCCUACUCUUUGGUUGUUCACAAAGAUGCAAUAACAGUUGAAAGACUUAUACAUACAAUAUACAGCCAUCAAAACAUUUACUGCAUCCAUUAUGACCAAAAGUCUGCUACUACUUUCAAAUGUGCAAUGGACAAUUUAGCUAGGUGCUUCCCCAAUAUUUUCAUUGCAUCUAAAUUGGAGACAGUGGAAUAUGCACACAUUUCUAGGCUCCAAGCAGAUUUGAAUUGUUUGUCUGACUUGAUGAAGUCAUCAGUUCCAUGGAAGUAUGUUAUUAAUUUGUGUGGUCAAGACUUUCCGUUGAGAUCAAACUUUGAAUUGGUAUCUGAUUUGAAGAAACUCAAUGGAGGAAACAUGCUGGAGACUAUAAAGCCAAGUAGCAGCAAAAAGGACCGAUUUACAUAUCACUAUGAACUUCAGAAAGUGCCUUACGAAUACAUGCAGAUGCCUGUAAAAACGAACAUUUCUAAAGAUCCGCCCCCUCAUAACAUUGAGGUUUUUGUAGGCAGUGCCUAUUUUGUUUUAAGUCAAGCAUUCAUCCAAUAUAUCUCUGAAAAUUCUCUUGCUAAAGACUUUUUUGAAUGGUCCAAGGAUACUUAUUCUCCAGAUGAACAUUUCUGGGCAACUCUUGCACGUGUGCCUGGAAUACCUGGGGAAGUUUCAAGGUCAGCUCACGAUAUAACAGAUCUGCAAAGCAAGACUCGCCUGGUGAAAUGGAAUUACCUGGAGGACCACUUGUAUCCUCCAUGUACUGGUACGCAUCUUCGCAGUGUGUGCAUUUAUGGAGCAGCAGAGUUAAGGUGGCUUAUAAAUUACGGACACUGGUUUGCCAAUAAAUUUGAUUCCAAAGUGGAUCCUGUUUUAACAAAAUGCUUGGCAGAAAAACUUGCAGAACAACAAAAGGAAUGGGUUUAUUUGUCUUCUGAAAGCACUUUCAUGCACAAAAGUUCCUCAGGUGUUCCACUAUAGCAGUACAUCACACUUAGUAUUAUCCAGUGUCUGAGUCUCCAUUGCUUUGACCUUGUACAGUCUUUUAUGGGGUGCAAAAUGCUACCAAAUCGAAUGCUCCUUCUGCUCAACUGUAAAUGAUUACACAAGGUGCAUGAGAAUCAGGCUCCCAGACAUGAAGUUAUAUGUCAUGCCUUUGAAGGACCAUUACAUUAUUCACCAUAACAGCAUUGUGUCACUAAUACUUUUGAAGGUGGGUCUUCUAAAAAUAAGCUGCGCUUUUGAAUGGUUUUGGGGGGGGCUGUUGCAGUACCUGUGGUAAUGAAAUGUUUCAAAUUAAGCCUGCCUGUGCAAUUGAUAGGAUAAUUCCUCGUGUCUGUCCUCACACCCUUCUUCUUCUGCUUCAAAAUAUUGGAACAUAGGAAAGAAGAUAUCCAGGUCUGCUACCUCAGGAAAGCUGGAAGUAAAAAUUCCAGCUUCUGAACAAAACUAAAAUGAGUCUAAAGAGAAAAGUCUAAUGACCAUUGAGCCAUAGGGCUGAUCCUGUGAACCCUCCACUCCCAGUCAAUGGUAGAUGAGGAUGCUUAGCCUUUUGCAGGAUUGGAUCCAUAACAAUGAUUUUUGCAAUGUGAAUAUGAUUGGAUUGAUCCUGGAACCUUGCCCAUUGCAUUAGAAGUAGCAGUGUUCUCAUCUGUCUUUGCAAUUAGUUUUCCUCUCUCUCAAUUUUAUGUUUCCAUACCUGUGAAUUUUGUGAUAGUUGAUAGAAGUGGUAUUACACAGGGUAGUUCUUUGACUUCUGUAUGUAUUAGCCAGAAAUGACAGAUUUUGGAGCUCUACCAAACAGAAAUUAGUGCCAGAAAAUGUAUUAUUCCAUCUCCAUUGUCAUCUCCUCCAUUAGAAACAUUCUGAUGCAGAACCAGAGUCAUUUAGAGCAGGAGCACCAAUUUAGGAUGGUGCACAACAAAGGCAGCUUCUAAUGAGCAUUCAUUAGAAAUUUGGUGUUGCAUUAAAACACAAAAUAUUGACAAGCCCAGAUCCUGAGUUGGGGCUGAGGAUCACAGCUUGGGAGGGGGCUAUAUAGAGCCACUUUUAUGCCACUUUUGUGCUUUCCAGAUCCUGGGCUGAUCUGUGUCAAGUCAGGCUUUCACUACAGCUUAGAACCACAUGCUUCAGAUUGCUUUGUCUGCCAGUGAACCCAAGGAUUAUCCUGAUAGCCGGGGUUCUUGGGGCAUGAUGGAGCCCUUGCCAUCCCCUUUCUCUCAGCUAUGCCCCGCUACACUGGAGCCCAGGAGAAGUGGUGGGGAAGGAGCCUGUACAGCAGCUGUUGUAACCCCAAAGUCUGACUAUGCAGGAGGAAGUCAUCUGGGACCUGGGUCUGCCACCAAAAGAGCUUUGUACUGUCCCAACACUGCCCAGCAUCUAGCUCAGAGUGUUCAAUAGCAUAUUCUUCUUGUCUUUAUACAUCCAUGUAGUGCUGAAUUAAUAACCAUGCCCUGUUGUCUCAUUUAGAGACUGAGACCAUCACGGCUUUUGAUGCACAGUACCCAUGGAAAGUGUUUUAGCUGAUUGCAUGAAAUUGUGACUCAUGCUGGCAGAAUUGUGGACAUACAUAAUUUAAGCCAGUGAUUCAGUCUUAGCUUUAGCACAUAGGGUAGCCAUGGACUAAGCCCUAGUGGUUUAAGAAUGGCACUGAAUGUCAGGAGUCCUGGUCUUUCCUCCCAAAUCUAUCACCAAUUUGCUGUGUGAAGUCACUUAACUUCUGUACCUUAAUUAUCCCAUCUUUAACAUGGAAAUAAUGCUGUCCACCCACCUUUAUGAAGCACCUAGAGAUCUGUGUCUGAAGAGCCUAUUGUAACAACUUCUCACCAAAACUAUUUGAGACAUCAGUGAAAUGCAUGGAACACCAUUUCCCUUGAUGUUUUGGUUUCUUACAUAAAUAAGAAUUUUUUGUUAACUUCAUGCAAUUUAGGCUGAUAAUCUGCCUUUGGUACCAUUCUGGUUUAUCAUGAUAAUAUGCUGCAUGGGGACUUUCUAGAAUGUGAAUUAUUGAUUGUAUUUAUGGAAUUGUGUUACCACAAUUAGGCUGUCAUAUCAUGAAAGGCAGUCAGGGUAUUAGAGGGUCAAACUUAGGCCUUGUUUAUAUA